GAUUUGUGGUCGCAUUUGAUUGGCUUACGCAUGGCCAAUGGCUUCGGGUCUUCAAACGACGAUGGCCUCGCCGACCGAGACGACAACAGCAACGUACUUUGCGGGCCUGGCCGCAGGCAAGCCCAUUCGCUAUGGCAUGACUGCGUCCAAGGGCAAAGCGCUCUUCGCGACCAAAUCCUUUGGGCCGGGCGAGCCCCUUUUCCACGAGAUGCCGUUCGUGUCGAUGCAGCACAUUCCCAACCAGUCGCUCGUCCAAGGCUGCGAGAAUUGCCACGUCAUUGUCGGCUCGAUUGAGCAGCAGCUCGCCCAUGUGCUGCACGUCGAGGUCGGUGCAGUGCCGCCGCUGCCCAACCAGCUCGUGGGCAAGGUACCCGUGAACGGCAAGUGCACGUGCGCUUGCGGCGCCAUCUAUUGCUCACCGACGUGCCGGUCCGCGGCCUGGGAACGCUACCACUGCGCGCUCUGCACGGGGCACCCGGACACGCCAAUGCACGACUUUCUGCAGCACGCCAUCGACACGAACGAGAUCUUCCUCCUCGCAGCGCAAGUGCUCGGCCGCAUCUGUGUCGCGUACGCCAAGGACCAGGACCUGGCGGCCGCGCGUCGGCCCGUCGACAUGUUUUGCAAGCUGCCGUGGUGGGAGGUCGUUGCCUCGGAAGAGGACCUCGAGGAAGGCCAGAGCAUGGACGAGUACUGCGGCGUCUUCCGGCACCUCCUCGAAGAGACUUUUGCGCUCUUCAUGGACGGUCUUCGCUUCAAUGUGGCGCACUUGGCACUGCACGAGCCGCACCCAGACGAGGCGUCGGACUAUAUGAGCGGCCUGCACUGGGAGAACGUCGUGGCCGAUGGCAUCGCGAACGGGUUUCUCUCGGUCGACUUUUUCGCCAACGUCGUCGGCAUGUUUGAGAUGAACAACAUCAGCAUGGAGGUGCGCCACCCGCUCUCGCUUCUCGCCGAGCGCUACGAAGACUCGGGCGACGCUGAGAUUGCUGCUUGGCUCGACGUGGUGGAGGCCCAAGUGCGUGUCCAGGUCAAGAUGCACAUGGACGACGACGACGACGACGACGACGACGGACAUGAAGAGGAAGAGGAAGACGACAUUAUGUACCCCGACUUGGAUGGCACGGCGCUCUUCUCGCUCGUGUGCACGAUGAACCACAGCUGCGAGCCCAACGUGGCCGUCUGCUACGAAUCGAACGGUCUCGCGACCGUCGUCGCCUUGGCGCCGAUCGCGACGGGCGACGAGCUCUGCAUUGCGUACAUUGAAACGGAGCAGGACGUCGAAGCGCGCACGCACGACCUUCGCGAGUACAAGUUUGAGUGCCAGUGCCCGCGCUGCCUCCGCGAGCGCUAAGCUAUACGGCGUCAACUACAAGUCGUGCCAUGUGCUUCCACAUUGCACUUUGAUUUUGGAUUGAAAAUGACAUUGCACUUGGCGAUAACGUCAGCAUUCGUUGGCGCCGAAACCAGGUGAGUGAGGGAG
Molecule: messenger RNA, 1483 nt
Organism: Saprolegnia parasitica CBS 223.65
Lineage: Eukaryota; Oomycota; Saprolegniomycetes; Saprolegniales; Saprolegniaceae
Exons: 7
Coding region: 38-1354 (438 amino acids)
Molecular function (GO): methyltransferase activity; protein binding
Source: RefSeq, a predicted model, not a curated record